This is a messenger RNA of Perkinsus marinus ATCC 50983, 570 nucleotides long. RefSeq lists its product as hypothetical. Gene Ontology annotation, cellular component: membrane. Gene Ontology annotation, biological process: magnesium ion transport. The record is from RefSeq and is a predicted model, not a curated record. Lineage: Eukaryota; Perkinsozoa; Perkinsida; Perkinsidae. Gene Ontology annotation, molecular function: magnesium ion transmembrane transporter activity. The transcript is spliced from 4 exons. The coding region runs from base 1 to 570 and encodes 189 amino acids.
AUGUUGGAAGCCCUUGCGCGGCCGGGAAGCAUCGGAGUGGUCCUCCUCCUUGUGGCAUGCGUGGCUAUCAAUUUGGGCAUGAUAUUGCAGAAGUUGGCAACGGUGAAGUGUGGGAUGGGUGGUAGGGGCUUUUGGGCGACAUGUGGUUUUAGUGUGGACUACCUCACUAACGGGUAUCUCUGGUCGGGCCUGGUUCUAUACAGUGUUGGCCAAUAUGGCUGCUUACAUGCUCUAGCGAUGGCGCCUCAUUUUACAUAUGCUUUUCUCAACGCUAUCAUAAUCAUCAGUAACUCUUUCCUAGCACCGUGGUUACUUGGGGAGAAGCACAGAGGGUGGUCGAUGCAGUGUGCGUGGCUGAUGGCUGCUGGCUCUACCGCAGUUCUGAUGGCGGAUGGCUCGACGCUGAUUAUGCUACUGGUGGACGGCAGCGGUGGUACUGUGAAGGGGGAUGCAUGGAGGAAAGAGGCGGAGUUGGAGUCCCAUAAUAGUGGUGGGGGUGUUGGCGGCAGCGGUGGUGAAAAUGUGAGUAGCAAGGAGAAACCAGAUAGGGAGAUGAGCAUGCGUUGUUAG